CAAGAGGGAGGACAUAUGGGCUUUGGACAAGCGGGUAGGGAGCGCUGCAGUCCUGCAUUGAACCACCGGGAGUCGCUACAGGUCGCAUCUCCCUCGCCCUCUGAAACUGACAGAGGACAAGUCAGGUCCGGCAACAGGUGGAGUCUGUCCAUGCAAUUAAACUGUUUUCCAUCCGCCUCAGCAAACAUUGAAGAUCCAGUGGCAACGUUGGAUAAUAUUUGCAAACCAUGGCUUUACCUGCGGUUCCCAGCUGUGACAGGACACGCCAGCUGUAACAGGAAAAAUAACAUCUUUACCAUGAACGUGGCUUUACACAACCUGGGGACAACGAUGUCAACGUACAAGCGAGCCACCUUUGACGAGGAUGACCUGAUCGACUCCACUGUUGAUGAAGUGUACCCAGAAGGCGUGCAGAUGGGCUUCAGGCGGACGAAGGGUCUGAGGGGCUGCUGGACCAACAGGACUCACCUGGAGAAACGUCUGCUGGUUCUGAUCGUCCUUCUCGUCCUGGCACUGCUCUGCAGCAUCAUCGUCCUGCUCUUCAGAGGGACAGAUACCCCAAAGGUUUGUCUCACCGAGUCCUGCGUUAAGGUUGCCAGCACCGUCCUCCAAUCCUUGGAUCGCUCCGUUGACCCCUGCCACGACUUCUACAACUAUGCCUGUGGGGGGUGGAUUAAGGCCAACCCGUUGCCGGAUGGAAAGUCCAGAUGGGGAACGUUCAACAACCUCUGGGACAAAAACCAAGCCAUCAUGAAGCAUCUUUUGGAAAACUCCACCCUGAACACCACAAGUGAAGCUGAACACAAAGCCCAGCUUUUCUAUCGGGCCUGCAUGAACGAGCAGAAGAUUGAGGAGUUGCAGGGACAGCCUCUAAUCAACAUCAUAAACAAAUUGGAAGGCUGGAACAUUAGCAGAGCCUGGGACAAGGACAAUUUUCAGGAUGUGCUCCAGUCCGUCAUAUCCCACUACCGAACCAACCCAUUCUUCUCCAUCUACAUCAGCACUGAUUCCAAAAACUCCAACAGUAACAUCAUUCAGAUAGACCAGUCUGGACUUGGGUUACCAUCGAGGGAUUAUUAUCUGAACAAAACUGCCAACAAUAAGAUCCUAACAGCCUAUUUGAAUUACAUGGUGGAGCUGGGGGUGCUGCUGGGUGGUGACGAGGCUUCCACGCUGGCCCAAAUGCAGCAGGUUCUGGAACUGGAGACAGCGCUGGCAAACAUCACCGUUGCCUCGGAGGACCGCAGGGACGAAGAACUUAUCUACAACAAGAUGACGAUACGCAACCUCCAGGUGCUGGUCCCAGUUGUUAACUGGCUGCCCCUGAUGUCGGCCAUGUUCCAUCCAGUUGAGCUGAAUGACUCUGAGCCUGUGGUCGUCUAUGCAAAGGAAUAUCUGCAGAAGGUUUCUGAUCUCAUCAACUCCACCGACAAAAGUGUCCUCAACAACUAUAUGAUAUGGAAUGUGGUGAUGAAAACUGCGGACUGCCUGGAUCAUCGCUUCCAGGAUGCUGAGGAAAAGCUCCUCACCGCCAUGUCUGGAACUAAAAAAACAUGCAACACACGAUGGAAGAGCUGUGUCGGUGACACCGAUGGGACCCUUGGAUUUUCACUCGGAGCUAUGUUUGUUAAAGCAACGUUUGCUGAAGACAGCAAGCAGAUUGCUGAGGAGAUGAUUUCUGAAAUUAAAGAGGCCUUUGAAGAGAGCCUGAUGAAGACCACAUGGAUGGACAAAGAAACUAAAAUAGCAGCUAAAGAGAAGGCAGAUGCAAUCUAUGACAUGAUUGGCUACCCAAAGUUUAUCAUGGAUACUAAAGAAUUGGAUAAGGUCUUCAGUGAUUAUGAAGUGGUUCCUGACCUCUAUUUCGAAAAUGUGCUGCAAUUCUAUAACUUCACUGCACGAGUCAUGGCUGAUCAACUUCGCAAAUCUCCCAACAAUGACCAGUGGAGUAUGACACCUCCCGCUGUCAAUGCCUACUACGCCCCAACCAAGAACGAGAUUGUGUUCCCAGCAGGCAUUCUGCAGACUCCUUUCUACGCUCGGGAUUAUCCCAAAUCAUUAAAUUUUGGUGGAAUCGGAGUGGUUAUGGGCCAUGAACUAACUCAUGCGUUUGACGAUCAAGGAAGGGAGUAUGACAAAGAUGGCAACCUGAGAUCAUGGUGGAAGAACUCCUCAGUUGAAGCCUUCAAAACUCAGAUUGAGUGCAUGGUCGACCAGUACAACAACUACACCAUCAACAGUGAGCAAGUGAAUGGCAGGAAAACACUGGGUGAAAAUAUCGCUGACAAUGGUGGCCUGAAAGCAGCUUACCAUGCCUAUGAGAACUGGGUAAAAAAGAAUGGUGAAGAGAUGAUUUUGCCAGCCUUGGGCCUCACUAAUCGACAACUCUUCUUCCUGGGAUUUGCCCAGGUUUGGUGCUCCAUACGGACCCCGGAAAGUGACCACGAGGGGCUCAUCACAGACCCUCACAGUCCUUCGAUGUACAGGGUGAUCGGAACUAUGGCUAACUCUGUUGAAUUUUCCAAGCAUUUCAACUGCCCCCAAGGAAGCCUGAUGAACCCUCUGCAAAAAUGUGAGGUCUGGUGAAUGAAGCAAAGACCAGGAGAGUUGAAAGCCCUGAUUCCUGGAGCAGCGCGGUGGGAUUGGUCUGAAUGUCACAUCCCACCGCAACUAAACGGGUCACUUCUGCGCCUUGUAACAAAGGGAAAUUUAUUUGGCUGUACUUUUUCUGAAAAGCCUGUGGAUCCCACAGUGUGAAUAUUUGUAACUUGGUUUCGCUGGUAACACUGGAAUCUGUGGGAAGAGCACACAACCAAAAACAAGGUGACAUUUGAUGACGUUGUUGCAAAGUCAAGAUGCUGUCCUCCAAAACAAUAGUUGCCCUUUUGCUUCAGAACAUUUACACUUUGGUAGUUAUUUUUACUUAGUAAGUUGAAUAUUUUAAAAUGUUAAGGAGUAGCUUGGGGGGUGGGGGGGGGUGAGUUUUUGGGGUGAGAGAUAGGGAUCGUCUUUCACGGAUGGACGGUCACUGCACUGGGAUCUCCAUUCAUAUUGAUCUUCCGCCAAAGACGGAAAGUCCCCAGGAAGUCCACCGCACAGGUUUUUAAUUGCUGGCUGUUCGUCUCUACUCUAUCGUCUUGGUCUAAGUACACUGAAAUGUUAUUGAUCAGAGAAAUCAUGAGUUUGUUUGGACGCACGGCUUCAUCCAUCUCCUUUCGUUCACACUGCUUUUGGCCAAUUGAAUUGUCCACGUUCUUUAUCUGUGGCAAAUUGGGCGGCAGAUGGCGGCGGCGGAUGAAGCAAGGCAACUAAUUAGCCUCUUAACUAACGGAUAAUUUAACUAAUCAGCUGGCUUACCUCUUCCCACCCAAUGUCCCAAAGAAACCAUGGAUUAACUGAGACUCCAAAACAAUGGGGGAGGGAGAGUUGGGAGAGUGAUGUGAUUAUGGCGAGCAAUUAUGACGUAGCCUUAUUAAAGCCAGCGCUUUUAAAUUGGUUCCAUCAAAGUAAGGCAGAUUUCGUCCAGAACUGCCAUUUACUUGUAUGUAUCCCAAACCUCUCCAAAACCCAUUCAUGUGUCACUAAUCAGUGCCUGAAUCUACAUAUCUUCAUAAUUUUUGGCAUUUAUUACUGCAAAACCAUUGAGCUUACUUUUGAUUGAGCUAUCUUAAUUGCAUUUUUCAACAAUAAUAGUGUGCUUCAGUAGAAAGCAUUGCUUUUAAAUGUGAAUGAACCAA
Leucoraja erinaceus (little skate) is the source of this 3737-nucleotide messenger RNA. Its product is annotated as endothelin-converting enzyme 1-like. Bases 16 to 2586 code for a protein of 856 amino acids. The transcript has 19 exons. The record is from RefSeq and is a predicted model, not a curated record. Gene Ontology annotation, cellular component: plasma membrane. Gene Ontology annotation, molecular function: metalloendopeptidase activity. Lineage: Eukaryota; Metazoa; Chordata; Chondrichthyes; Rajiformes; Rajidae. Gene Ontology annotation, biological process: peptide hormone processing.